Molecule: messenger RNA, 1554 nt
Organism: Ostreococcus lucimarinus CCE9901
Lineage: Eukaryota; Viridiplantae; Chlorophyta; Mamiellophyceae; Mamiellales; Bathycoccaceae
Exons: 1
Molecular function (GO): ATP binding; ATP hydrolysis activity
Source: RefSeq, a predicted model, not a curated record
UUGAUCGAAGACGCGAGCGUGACGCUGGUGCCGGGAAGACGAUACGGCCUGAUCGGGCGAAACGGUAAGGGAAAGUCGACGCUGUUGAAAUUCCUCGCCGCGCGAAGAGUCGAAGGCAUCGACGAGUCGUACAGCGUGCACUACGUCACGCAAGAGGUCGAGCUGACCGCGGAAGAAGAAGAUAUGCUCCCCGGAGACGUGGUUUUGCGCGCAGACCUGCAGCGGUGGUUGCUUCUGGAGGAGCAGAUGAAAUUAGAAUCGAGCGAAGACGCGCUCGCGGUGGCGCGUUUGCAAGAGGUCAACGGCAUGCUCGACGCCAUCGGGUCGGCGAGCGCUCCCGCGCGCGUCAGUGUGCUGCUGAAAAAUCUCGGGUUUUCCGACGCUCUCAUCGCGAGGCCGAUGAAAGCGCUCAGCGGGGGAUGGCGAGUGCGCACGGCGCUCGCGGCGGCUUUGUUCGCGCAGCCUGACAUUCUGUUUCUCGACGAACCGACAAACCAUUUGUCGAUUUCGGCGGUGAUGUUUUUGAGUCGCGAGUUGUCGACAAAUUCCGUGUGGUCGUCCCGAAUCAUCGUCACCGUUUCGCACGACCGUCACUUUCUUGAUGAGGUCACGACGGACUCCAUGCACAUUUCUGGCGCCGCGAAACGGCUUUCAUCGCAUCGCAUGCCGUACAGCGCGUGGGCCAAGAAAAGACGCGAACAGCAGCUCGCGUUGAAGCGACGCGUAGAACAGAGGCAAGAAAAAAUAGAUAAGCUGAAAGAGUUCGCCGGACACGGGUUCAGAUACGGCGGAAGCUCGUCGGCGAUUAACAUGAUGAAGAAGAAAGAGCUCGAGGCGAAGAAGCUCGAGCUCGAGGCGGGAGACGAGGCGAGCCUGAUGGCGGAUCUCGAGGAAGACGCCGAGCUCGCGCUCAAUCUUCAAGCGGGUGGAGAGCUUCGUCAAAAUAUCGUUCGCUUCGACGGCGUAUCUUUCGCGUACCCGGGUGGCGACGAGCUCUUCGCCGACGUCGACUUGAGCGUGGAUUCAAAGUCACGCGUCGUCUUACUUGGGGAAAACGGCCAAGGGAAGACGACGAUGGUAAAAAUCAUCACGGGCGAGUUGGAGCCCACGAGCGGGUUGGUGACGCGCGAUCGCGGCGCGCGCGUGUGCUUGGUGAACCAGCACCACGCUGAGCAGCUCGCGUACGAUAAAACGCCGCUGGCUUUCAUGCUCGACGCUUUUCCGGGAGAUGGCAGUUACAACCACGAACAAAAGCUUCGAAGUCAUCUCAGUGGAUGCGGCGUUCUCACCGAGUUGCAAAACGUCCCGGCGCUCGCGCUCUCCGGCGGGCAAAAGUCGCGAGUCGCCAUGGCGGCUGUGUCGUUUCAGGCGCCACACUUGAUCAUCCUCGACGAGCCGACGAACAAUUUAGAUCUCGAGUCGUGCGAAGCUUUGGCGGAAGCUAUCGAAAAUUUCAAAGGAGGCGUCGUGUUGGUGAGUCAUGAUCAAUACUUUGUCGAGCGCGUCGCGAAAGAAGUCGUCGUCAUCGAAAACGGCGCCGUCAAGCGUCUCGAG